Molecule: messenger RNA, 1533 nt
Organism: Macrosteles quadrilineatus (aster leafhopper)
Lineage: Eukaryota; Metazoa; Arthropoda; Insecta; Hemiptera; Cicadellidae
Exons: 1
Coding region: 1-1533 (510 amino acids)
Molecular function (GO): nucleic acid binding; zinc ion binding
Source: RefSeq, a predicted model, not a curated record
AUGGAAUUGGCAAAGAACGAAAGCUAUAUAGUAGAAGAAAACAUUCAUUCAAAUGAGAAAAUCAACAAGAUAGCAGGUACAGGAACAAAACCACCCCAUUUUUCUCCUACUUGGAACAAAAAGUUAAAGUCUCCAUUUGAACGCCUCAAAGGUAAAUGCUAUCGUUGUGGAUCACCUAGACACAGGGCACAUCAGUGUAAAUUUAUCGGAGAAAUAUGUAAGAAAUGCAACAAACAAGGGCAUAUUGCUAGCGUAUGUUUAGGCACAAAACAAACAGAAAUUCAUUGUACCGAAACUGACAAUACUAUAGACUAUUAUAAGGAAGAGAAACAAGAGGUUUUUAAGAUACACAACCAGAGUGCCGGUAAUGACAAGUUUAUGGUCGAGAUACUUAUUGAAGGUAAACCUGUGCGGAUGGAGUUAGAUACUGGAGCAGCAAUAAGUAUUCUACCAUACUCUACCUUCAAAAGUCUCAACAUAAAUAAAAAGAUUUUCCACACAAACAUUGAACUAAGGACAUACUCAAGCGAAAUAAUCAAACCCCGGGGUGUCGUCUUUGUAGAAUGCACUUACAAUGAUCAGGUGUUUGUUGGGAAACUCUACAUAGUGAACCAAAAUUUCGAUGCAAUUUUCGGAAGAGAAUGGAUUAGAGAGGUCAAACUGGAUUGGGCAGAACUUAAAACAGUUAGUAACAAUACUACAUCUACUGCACUCGAAGAUCUUUUGGAUGAAUUCAAGGAAUUAUUUGAACCAGGAGUAGGACUCAUACCUCACAAAAAAGCACACUUACAGCUUGUUGAAGGGGCAAGACCUAUUUUUGUGAAGGCUCGUCCAGUCCCAUAUGCAUUAACUGAAAAAGUAGAAAUCGAGUUGAAUCGUCUGGAAGAAGCUGGAAUCAUUUCCAAAACAGACAAGUCCGAUUGGGGUACUCCAAUUGUACCUGUAGUAAAGCCUAAUGGUAACAUACGAAUAUGUGCUGAUUACAAGGUUACAGUAAAUAAACAAAUCAAAGAAGAACAUCAUCCAAUACCUCGGAUCGAAGACAUUUUUGCUCAAAUGAAUGGAGGACAGUUGUUCUGUACUUUGGAUUUAAGUAACGCUUAUCUCCACUUGGAAAUGGAUGCUGAGAGUGCAGAAAUUCAAACUUUGAGCACUCAUAAAGGACAAUACAUAGUUAACAGACUGAUGUUUGGUGUAAAAGUUGCUCCAGGAGUUUGGCAAAAGGUGAUGGACGGAAUCCUUCAAGACCUUCAAGGUGUUCAGUGCUUCUUCGACGAUAUAAUAAUUCAAGGAACGUCAUCAAAAGAACUACUAGAAAGACUAAAGCAAGUGUUUGAGCGUUUAAGGAGUCAAAAUUUGAAGUUGAACCGUGACAAGUGCAAAUUUUUUCAAAAGAAAAUUGAAUACUUAGGACAUGUUAUUGACGCCACUGGAAUCCACAAAAGUAAGGAUAAAAUCACAGCAAUUACAAAUGCACGAAGGCCUCAAAAGUCAAAACAUACAGGAACUCCGAUCAUUCCUAGGGCUUGUUAA